Messenger RNA from Eucalyptus grandis, 1313 nucleotides. Its product is annotated as premnaspirodiene oxygenase-like. The record is from RefSeq and is a predicted model, not a curated record. The transcript has 3 exons. Lineage: Eukaryota; Viridiplantae; Streptophyta; Magnoliopsida; Myrtales; Myrtaceae. Gene Ontology annotation, molecular function: heme binding; oxidoreductase activity, acting on paired donors, with incorporation or reduction of molecular oxygen; monooxygenase activity. The coding region runs from base 42 to 1313 and encodes 423 amino acids.
AAAAGCCACCAACCCAAGAGCAUUGUUCUAAGUCUUCCACAAUGCUUCUUCUCAUCCUUUCUUCUCUCCUCUUCCUCUUCUUCCUCAUCAAGUUUUCCAAGAGAAGUUCAAAGCUGAAGCAUCUCCCACCAGGGCCCAAAAAAUUGCCGCUCAUAGGGAAUUUGCACCAUAUGAUCGGUGCACUACCUCACCAUCGCCUGAGAGACCUUGCCCAGACAUAUGGACCCAUUUUCCAUCUUCAACUGGGUCAGAUCUCGCUGGUGGCUAUAUCUAGUCCCGACUUAGCCAAAGAAGUUUUCAAGACCCAGGAGCUCGCGUUCGCACAACGACCAUCUUUCUCGUAUACAGAGAUGAGCAUUUUCCCAAGUCCAAUCUUUUAUCCAUUUGGAGAAGAGUGGAGACAAUUGCGUAAGAUUUACGUUACGGAAUUCCUCGGCAGUCAGCGUGUUCGAUCUUUUAAAUCAAUUAGAGAAGAGGAAACGAGCAAUCUCAUCAACUACAUCCGCUCCUUGUCCAGUUCGCCUUUAAAUCUCAGCAAGAAAAUCCAUGCCUUCACAAAUAGCAUAGUCUCCAAGGCAGCCAUCGGCCAAAACUGCAAACAACAAGAGGAAUUCAUUUCAGCGGUCGAAGAGGCGAUAUCUUUUACCGGGGGCUUUAGCGUGUCAGACAUUUUCCCUUCUCUCAAAUUUCUUCCCGACAUGACGGGAAUGAAUUCCAAGUUCAGGAUGUUGCAAAGAAAGAUCGAUAGCAUUCUUGAUAGCAUCCUCGAUGAUCGUGAGAUCAUGAGAAGAGAACAAUCCUUGAGAAGCAAGGAUGAUACAUGCGGAAGAGAAGAUAUACUUGACGUGCUCUUAAGACUCCGGGAGACCAAUGAGCUUGGCUUGAAUCUGACAACCAGGAAGAUUAAAGGCAUCAUUAUGGACUUAUUUGUUGCCGGGAGCAUCACCACGUCGACACUUAUUGAAUGGGCAAUGUCAGAAUUAAUCCGAAAUCCGAAAGUGAUGGCCAAGGCCCAAGCCGAGGUGAGAGCAGUCCUAAAAGAAAAGGGUUGCUUAGAAGAAUCAGAACUCAAUAAACUCAAGUAUUUGCUUUCAAUAAUUAAAGAAUCUUUUAGGCUCCACCCUCCUGUUCCUUUGAUCCCCAGAGAAGCAACUGAAGAACGUGAAAUCAACGGAUACAAAGUUCCGGCGAGCUCAAGAAUCCUUACUAAUGUAAUGGCGAUAGGAAGAGAUCCGCAUCAUUGGACAGAUCCUGAGAAGUUUAAACCAGAGGUUUCUCGAAUCUACAAUGGAUUUUAUAGGGACAAACUUUGA